GAGACGCGCCCCUAAAGGGCCAACCCGGGGGUCGCGGGUCCUUGUUCCAGGGCUGCGUCUUCUUGUCCACUCUCUCGAACGGCCAUGAUUUCCCAGUUUUUCAUUCUGUCCUCCAAGGGGGACCCGCUCAUUUACAAAGACUUCCGCGGGGACAGUGGCGGCCGGGAUGUGGCUGAGCUAUUCUACCGGAAGCUGACGGACCUGCCGGGAGACGAGUCCCCGGUUGUCAUGCAGCACCACGAUGGCCGUCAUUUCAUUCACAUCAGACACAGCGGCCUCUACUUGGUGGCCACGACUUCCGAAAACGUUUCUCCCUUCAGCCUCCUGGAGCUGCUGUCCCGGAUAGCCACUCUCCUGGGCGACUACUGUGGCUCCCUCGGGGAGGCCACCAUCUCCCGCAACGUGGCUCUUGUCUACGAGCUCCUGGAGGAGGUGUUGGACUAUGGCUAUGUGCAGACCACGUCCACCGAGAUGCUCAGGAACUUCAUUCAGACAGAGGCCGUGGUCAGCAAGCCCUUCAGUCUCUUCGACCUCAGCAGCGUCGGUUUGUUUGGAGCAGAGACACAACAGAGCAAAGUGGCCCCCAGCAGUGCCGCCAGCCGCCCUGUGUUGUCCAGCCGCUCUGACCAGAGCCAGAAGAAUGAAGUUUUCCUGGACGUGGUAGAGAGGCUGUCUGUGCUGAUAGCAUCGAACGGCUCCCUGUUGAAGGUGGAAGUGCAGGGGGAGAUCCGCCUCAAGAGCUUCCUUCCCAGCGGAUCUGAGAUGCGUAUCGGCCUGACAGAAGAGUUUUGCGUGGGGAAGUCCGAACUGAGAGGUUACGGGCCGGGGAUCCACGUGGAUGAAGUCUCAUUUCACAGCUCAGUGCAGCUGGACGAGUUUGAGUCUCACCGAAUCCUUCGCUUGCAGCCACCCCAGGGCGAGCUGACAGUGAUGCGGUACCAACUCUCAGAUGACCUCCCCUCCCCACUCCCCUUCCGGCUCUUUCCGUCUGUGCAGUGGGACCGAGGCUCUGGCCGGCUCCAGGUUUACCUGAAGUUGCGAUGUGACCUGCCCCCAAAGAGUCAAGCUCUCAACGUGAGGCUGCACCUCCCCCUGCCGCGAGGGGUGGUCAGCCUGUCUCAGGAGCUGAGCAGCCCGGAGCAGAAGGCCGAGCUGGGAGAGGGAGCCCUGCACUGGGACCUGCCUCGAGUACAAGGAGGCUCUCAACUGUCAGGCCUCUUCCAGAUGGAUGUUCCUGGCCCCCCGGGGCCCCCUGGGCCUGCGCCUUCCACGACAGCACCUCCCCUGGGGCUGGGUCCCGCAAGCCUCUCAUUCGAGCUCCCCCGGCAUACAUGUUCAGGCCUCCAGGUCCGCUUCCUCAGGCUGUCGGGCAGGCCGUGUGGCAGCAGCAACCCCCAUAGGUGGGUGCGACACCUGAGCCACAGCAGUGCCUACGUCAUUCGGAUCUGAGGCUGGCUCUUGGAGCAAGCACUGCAGCACCUGGCACCGGAACGGGC
This is a messenger RNA of Ochotona princeps (American pika), 1496 nucleotides long. It is a transcript of the gene AP4M1, whose product is annotated as adaptor related protein complex 4 subunit mu 1. Gene Ontology annotation, biological process: protein targeting; Golgi to lysosome transport. Gene Ontology annotation, cellular component: clathrin adaptor complex; cytoplasmic vesicle; trans-Golgi network. The transcript is spliced from 15 exons. NCBI's taxonomy places the organism in Eukaryota, Metazoa, Chordata, Mammalia, Lagomorpha, Ochotonidae. The record is from RefSeq and is a predicted model, not a curated record. The coding region runs from base 85 to 1449 and encodes 454 amino acids.